AAAGUGCUUGACAUCAACUCUUGGCAAAAUCAUAUCCCCAAAAGGCAACCUCGGAGAAUUUCUCGAAUCAUACCCAAAAUAGUCGUGACGUUAUCUACAACCCAGAAUGACCCCGGACUUUCACUUCUUCACUUUUACACUCUUACCAAACACAUACAUUCACCCUAAAAAUAAAAUGGCCCGCUAUGCACUAUGAACUCAUCCUUUUACCACAUCCGCCCUAAACUCGAUGACCUCCUCGACGACAAAGCACCAUACCCCUACACACUAAGCGCAUUAAUCGCCUUCCUCUCAAAAUCGCAUUGUCUGGAGAUCCUCGAGUUCGUUCUCGAGGCUCGUCGAUACAGGGGCAGUUUUCAGCGAGUGGGAGAUCAUAAGUCCCGUCGGACAUUGCAUUUGCAAUGGCAGCGCAUACUACAGAUGUAUAUUGUCUCGGGGGCGCAGCGGGAGAUUAAUAUCUCGGAUGGUAUACGGGAUAAUUUAGUCGCCACCGAGUCGAAGAAAAAAAAGCAAGAGGAUUUUCCUCCGGAUCCUGCGCUUCUUGAUCCAGCGUUGCAGGAAAUGCGCGAUCUACUACAUGAUUCGCUAUUAUUACCGUUCUUGCGCAGCUGCGUCAACCAAGAACGAGAACAACCCCGACCUCUCUCAACAUCCUGCCUCCACCACGACACAGAAUCAAUCGAGGAAAAAGAACACGCCUACUCCGACAUCUUCCCAUUCACCGGCGGCGGGACCCCCACCUCAAAAUCACGCUCCCAAUCCCCCCUCCCCUCCAACACAGGCACAGGCGCCAGCACAGACAAAGGCGACAGAAGCCACACCUCAAGCGUCGUCUUCACCGACGACAGCAACCAAAGCCGCUCAACCCCUCCCUUCGGACUAUCUAAAUACCCCAGUAAACCCGGGAGUGUGAGUUCGGGAGCUGUGCAUUCUACCUCCGACGGAAGCGGGAGUAAGGAGCUUGAUCUCGGGAAGACAAACUCGAGUCCUAGCACUUGGAGGUCUGAAGGGGAUAAACAUCAUCAGGACCAGAAGAGGAAGUGGCGGAUGUUGCAUUUUAAGGGCGGGAUUUUUAGGCAUUUGAGGAGUUCGUCAGGAUAGCGUUUGUGUAUAUAGUUGCAUUGUCGAGCUUAGAUAGGGGUGCACAUGAAGAUGGCAUCCUGUCUACGGUGGAUAUCAACAGUACAGUAAAUAUCUGUUCACUCUAUCAUUGAAAAGUAUACUUUACCUGAAAACGGCAAACUCGCCAAUGAAGUCAUACGGAC
Aspergillus ruber CBS 135680 is the source of this 1265-nucleotide messenger RNA. Its product is annotated as regulator of G-protein signaling domain-containing protein. Lineage: Eukaryota; Fungi; Ascomycota; Eurotiomycetes; Eurotiales; Aspergillaceae. The transcript has a single exon. The record is from RefSeq and is a predicted model, not a curated record. Bases 193 to 1101 code for a protein of 302 amino acids.